Molecule: messenger RNA, 1604 nt
Organism: Phaeodactylum tricornutum CCAP 1055/1
Lineage: Eukaryota; Bacillariophyta; Bacillariophyceae; Surirellales; Neidiaceae
Exons: 1
Coding region: 283-1347 (354 amino acids)
Source: RefSeq, a predicted model, not a curated record
CAUACACAGCCGUCCGACUCGACCCGCACCGAUUUUUCGUUGUUGCCAUCGUCCUUCCUUGGUCUGCCUUUUUUAUAGUACAGUCGCCGUUGCUCUGUCUGUUGCUCUGUAAAGAGUCGAUCGUAUUCGGAGCCCGCUCUUGAAUACCUGUGUUUCAGUUUGCAUACUUGUUCGACACCGUAUCGAGUCUGCACAGUCUGGUGCUACGGCAACAACAACAUUAGCUACUUCCACUGCGACUACUACCCAACCUAGCACUCCCGUACUCUUGUCGUUGUCAUCAUGGGUCAGUGUCACAGCAGUACCGCACACGACUUUGGCGUCGACGACAUCGUCGAGGCCUCGUCGACAACCAAAUGGGGCUCACGUCCGAGCAAGUCUUCCGGACGCCCGGAAACGGCGCACACUCCGGAAACCUUGCGCAGCGUCACUACGGACGCGGACGUCACCGACGGGACGGCGUCGCACGAUCGUGACGACGACGUCGCCGCCGUACUGGACCCGCAUCCUACCAACCACACCCCUUCCCGCUUUACCAUUCGCGGAUCUUGGGUCUCCGGCAAGUUUGGACGCAAAGGCGUAGACGCUAGACUACAAGCCUUUCCGGAACAAGGCGCUUUGCCGUCGACGACACCGUCCUCCGCUUCCCGCACCGGGAGUAAGUUCGGGGGUUCGCCGGUGCGGCGCGGGAUGCCCACCACCCCGUUUGUGCCCAGUGGAGGCGUGGUGGAAACAACACCCAACACAAAUGCAACGGAACUUCCUUACAAAUCGGGAGAAAACAACGCCAGACAAUCUUCGUCGGUUGUCUUUGUUCCGAGUGGAGGAGUGGUAGAAGGAACACCCAACACAAGUACAACGGGAAUUCCUUACAAAUCGGGAGAAAACAACGCCAUACAAUCUUCGUCUGGCAUAUUUGUGCCCAGUGGAGGAGUGGUGGAGGGGACUGCGGGAACCGACCCCAUCGCUUCUCGCUUCAACGUGAAGCUCAAAAAGACCGCCUACGGGGUGUCCUUCGGUCCCGGUACCUACGUUCCCGUUAUUGGUAGCGACUUGUCGCUCCCGUCGAGUCGAGUCGCCUUUCCCCGACCCGCCGUCAUCUCCGACGCCAUCGACCACUCCAAAUGUAGCAUGUGUUUCAAACAAAGUCACGGAAUCAUGAAGGCGUGCGAGUGCGGCAACCCCGACUGCCGACACCACGUACAUACAGCCUGUGCGCACCGUAUUCGACCGGCACCGUCGCUCUCCUACCCCGGUACACCCGCCCCGCGGUUGCCCCUGGUUUUUUGUGCCCCACUGACGAAACCCGCGGGCGCGCCCGCAGCUGGAGCCACAACGGCGAGUUGAGCGCGCGAUGGUAGCACCCGAGAAAGUGGAUCCUGUUCAUGUUGGAUGUUCGACCCUUGCCGAGAAACGCUAGCCAAUGAUCUCGGGUGAGGCACAAACAGGAAAAUACUAUCUGGAUGGAACGACGUCUCUGUCAAGGUUUUUCGACACUUCAUUGCAUAUCUAUCUAUCUCUCUAUCCAUUCAUCCAUGUACGCCAAACAUGAACAAGUACUUUAGUUAAAUUAUGUGAAAAUGUAUCCAUGUUGCCCCAUGAGG